This is a messenger RNA of Wasmannia auropunctata (little fire ant), 4493 nucleotides long. RefSeq names its product ribonuclease 3 (gene drosha). NCBI's taxonomy places the organism in Eukaryota, Metazoa, Arthropoda, Insecta, Hymenoptera, Formicidae. Gene Ontology annotation, cellular component: nucleus. Gene Ontology annotation, molecular function: ribonuclease III activity; double-stranded RNA binding. The record is from RefSeq and is a predicted model, not a curated record. Gene Ontology annotation, biological process: primary miRNA processing; rRNA processing; pre-miRNA processing. The transcript has 10 exons. Bases 459 to 4439 code for a protein of 1326 amino acids.
UCUAACCUUUACAGACUGCACACCGCGCACGAAUGCACGAUAUGACAUAAGUCGAUAUCUGUUGCGGUUGAAUGACGUGUGUGAUCAACAAGCGCGAUGUAAUUAUGAGGAGAGUAGAAAGUGUUAAAAUUAAAUAAUGCAUUAUUUUACGCCAAAAAGAAUUGGCAGAGUAAAGCACUUUAUACCAAAGUGACCUGAAGAGGAAAAUGUAUGUGAGGAGAACGAUUAAUAACGAGAUACAUAAGUGUAUGGAGCAGCUGUAACGUGCCAAAGUUUUAACGCUGAAGACACUUUUAAUUUGUAACUUGAAAAAAAAAAAAAAGAAAAUGGAUCUUGAUGAGGAAGGGAAAACUUUGUACUCAUAAAUUUUUACUAUUCUGAAUUGCAUGCUGUCGCGUAUCGAGCUUCGCAUUUCUCUUUAAAAAAAUCACUUUCAAGGGAAAUAAUUUCGCAUCAGAAUGACAGAUCCGUCGUUGAUGAAUACAGAACAGACGUACUGGGGCGCCGAAGCGGCGCAGCAGGACGCAAAGUACUACCCGAUUCCUCAGAUGUCAAAUUUUCCGGACUACUCCGCUCAACCCCCCAAUUACAACGCCUCGUAUUCCUACAAUGCACCACCGCACAAUGUAUCAAAUGCACCUCCCAACGUUCCUCCCAACUCGACAAAUUCGAUGUACCACUUUGCACCUCCUGCCUACCACAACGAAGCCAAUUUUCCGAGUGUCUCCUACCAGAAUCCGCAAUGCGGCCAGAAUCAAAUGGAUCCGCAGUGCGGCCAGACUCAAAUGGACCAGUAUUACGGCAAAAUGGACUACUCGCACAAACAGUACACGGGUGAAAAUUAUGCAAACUGGAGUAAUAUAAAAUCCGAAAAUGCGUACGACAAUUCCAGCAAUGAAUGGUACUCCAACAACUCCUGCACGAGCUGGACAACACAAGCUUCACCUGCUUCGUGGUAUGACACGACGUAUGACAAAAAGAGCUCGCAACCGACGCAAAUGUACGGAGCGUCGCAAAAGACGGAAGAGCAUAAGUGGAGGUAUGAUAAUAGAGACAUAUCCAAGAGUGCAGUUAACAGACAGAGAUCCAAAAGUCCACAUGGUAAGCAAGAGAAAACGUACAGGUCGCAAUACGAGGAUCACAGGGACAGAUAUCGUCAACACAGCAGAGAAAUAUCCAACUCGAGAGACCCUACGUACGACAACAGGCACUUUGAAAGAUCUUCAUCUAAAAAAUACGGAAGUUAUACGUCUCGCUCGGAAGAAUCGUACGUUAGCAAUAGAAGCAGGAAAAGAUCGAAAUCGCGGGAGCUGCAGUCAACCAGGGACGCUACACCAAUCAGUAGCAAUAAACGAACGAAGGGUCCUACUGAGAGAGAGAUAUUGUUAGAGAAAUAUAGACGUAAUUACUGUGCAACGAGUAAGGACAUAAAGCGCAAACUAGAUGAAUUAUCGGCAAUGGGCUCUAAAGGUAUGGAAGGUGAGAAAAAGAUUUGGACACGCACGUCGCCAGCGGAUCUCUACUACGUCAGGGAUGAAAACAAUCCAAAAAUAAUGAAAAGUACUCCUAAGCUACAAGAAGUGUGUGCGACAUUUAGGAGAGUGUUAAUAGACAGAGCAGCUGCAGCGAGGGAAUUGCAGCCGCCUUAUGAACCACCUCCGAGAAAAACAAGAGCGCGUCUUUGUCGUCAUAAGUCUGAAGCUUGCAGUAGCUCCUCGUCUGACAGCGAGAACUCUAUGGAUGAAGAUGACAGAACAAUGGAAGAGUUAAUGGCGAAAAAGCAGCAUCCACAGAGAUUGCAUCCUGAAAUGUGGUUUAACGAUCCUGGAGAAAUGAAUGACGGCCCGUUGUGUAGAUGCAGCGCGAAAUCGAGACGCUCAGGUAUAAGACACGGCAUCUACGCUGGAGAAGGUGCAUUAAACAAGUGUGACUUGAAUACGAAUAAUGCGGACAAACUGUAUCACUACAGAAUAACGAUCAGUCCGCCGACGAAUUUUCUUACCAAGACACCGACGAUUAUCAAACAUGACGAGCAUGAAUUUAUAUUUGAAGGCUUCUCCAUGCUUUCUCACUUCCCAUUAGUCAAGUUACCCACGUGCAAAGUUAUAAGAUUCAAUAUCGAAUACACAAUUUUGUACAUAGAAGAGAAGUUGCCAGAGAAUUUCACAAUACAGGAGCUGGACUACUUUCAGACGUAUUUGUUUAAAGAGAUUUUGGAGCUCGUAGAUUUUGAUCUGCACGCAGCACAGGACAAAUCCGGCUGCGGACAGUUUCAUUUUAUGCCAAGAUUUGUACGUGACUUGACUGACAACGGUCAAGAGAUCCUAUCGAUGAAUGAAGUUCUGAAUUAUUUGAUAAAGAGCAGCAUUCUCUUAAUAAGUCCGGAUGAUCUGUUCAAAUUGGUGGCGAUGCCACAGUACAAAUGGCAAGAUUUUGCCGACGAGGUGAAGGGAAUGGUCGUGACUUACCCAGGGAAGAAACCGUGCAGCGUUCGCGUUGAUCAGCUAGAUAGAAAUCAAGAGGAGCAAUCGUGCAAUAAGUUACCGCUUGCUUAUCCCGAGAUAGUUCACUUCGGUAUCCGUCCACCGCAGCUUAGCUAUGCGGGAAAUGCAGAUUACCAGAAAGCCUGGAGAGAUUACGUGAAGUUCCGACACCUGCUCGCAAACAUGUCGAAACCGUCUUUCGAGGAUAAGAGAAAAUUAGAGGCGAAGGAGAACAAGCUGCAGGAGUUACGUACGCAGAGCAAAAUGAAGCGCGACGUCACGGUUGACGUCAGCUCCGAAGGAUUUUACAGAACCGGCAUUAUGUGCGAUAUCGUGCAGCACGCAAUGUUGAUACCGGUACUAGUCUGCCAUCUGCGGUUUCACAAAUCCCUGGACAAUCUGGAACGCACGCUGGGAUACGAGUUCAAAAACCGGUACCUGCUCCAGCUGGCUCUCACGCAUCCCAGCUACCGCGAGAACUUCGGCACAAAUCCGGAUCACGCGCGGAACUCCCUGACGAAUUGCGGCAUAAGGCAGCCCGAGUACGGCGACCGUAGGAUCCACUACAUGAACACGCGUAAGCGCGGCAUCAACACCCUGAUAAACAUAAUGUCCAGAUUCGGCGCGAAAACGGAAACGGAGUCGUCGAUAGCGCACAACGAACGGCUGGAGUUUCUCGGCGACGCGGUCGUCGAGUUCCUCACCUCCAUCCACCUCUUUCACAUGUUUCCGGAUUUGGAGGAGGGCGGUCUGGCUACUUACAGAGCGGCGAUCGUGCAAAAUCAGCAUCUCGCCGUGCUGGCGAAGAAGCUGAAUCUGGAGGAGUACAUGCUCUACGCUCACGGUAGCGAUCUCUGCCACGACUUGGAGCUAAGGCACGCGAUGGCGAAUUGCUUCGAGGCGUUGAUGGGCUCGCUGUUCCUCGACGGGGGGAUAGAAGUGGCCGAUCGGGUCUUCGGGGAGACGCUUUUCAAAUGCGAGGAGGAUCUUGGCAAGGUUUGGGUCAAUUACCCACGGCAUCCCCUUCAGGAGCAGGAACCGACUGGAGAUAGACAGUGGAUUCCCAGCUUCGAGCUGUUACAGAAAUUGACCAAGUUCGAGGAAUCAAUCGGUAUAGAAUUCACUCAUAUCCGUCUUCUCGCUAGAGCGUUCACGGAUCGUAGUAUAGGGUAUACCAAUUUAACAUUAGGAUCUAAUCAACGGCUAGAGUUCCUAGGAGAUACUGUGUUGCAGCUCAUUGUUUCUGAAUACCUGUAUAAGUACUUUCCGGAACAUCAUGAGGGACAUUUAUCGUUGUUGCGGAGUUCCCUCGUAAAUAAUAAGACGCAGGCGGUUGUCUGUGACGAUCUCGGUAUGACUCAGUACGCGCUUUAUGGAAAUCCAAAGGCCGAAUUGAAGACGAAAGACAGAGCGGAUUUGUUGGAAGCUUUUCUCGGCGCGCUUUACGUCGACAAAGGUUUGAAGUAUUGCCACGUAUUUUGUGACGUAUGCUUCUUCCCACGUUUACAAGAUUUCAUCAUGAAUCAAGACUGGAAUGAUCCAAAGAGCAAGCUACAGCAGUGUUGCUUAACCUUAAGAACUAUGGACGGUGGUGAGCCAGAUAUCCCCGUGUACAAAGUUAUCGAGUGUAAAGGACCGACUAAUACAAGGGUUUAUACGGUCGCUGUAUAUUUCCAAGGAAAACGUUUGGCUACAGCUUCAGGACACAGUAUCCAAGAAGCGGAAAUGAAUUCUGCCAAAGAAGCUUUAGAAAAGUCACAAGACUUAUUCCCGCAACUGGAUCAUCAAAAACGUGUGAUAGCAAAAAGUAUGAAGAUGCAACAAUGGCCGAACAAACAGAAAGUAAAGGGAAAAUCUGAAAAAAGGCCCUAUGACAGAUCCGAUGAUUCGGAUUGCAGUCAAAGUCGGAGAAGAAGUCGUAGUAAAGAACGUACCUCGAAAAAAAGAGAAACUUAAUAAUAGUUUAUACUAUAAACUGUUACAUAAAUAAUUCCUGAUUAUUUUAUUGUU